AUGAACGCUGAGACGUGCGUUUCAUACUGCGAUAUGACAUCCAUGGAUUCGUAUUAUAGCGCGUCUGCGGCGCAGGCUAGGGAUCAGCAGACCAACCCGUUUAGGACUUUUCCACCCAACGAUACCAAAUACAGCCCCACUUUCCUCACCAACAAAAGUCAGGCGUACGGUGAGAAGUCUCGGAGUCCGUUCCAACCGGAAUGCCAACCACUGGAUGGCACCGCUGGCGAGGGCACCUUUAACAAAUACCACCUCUUCAUGCAGAGGUCCUCUUGCAAGACGCCCCCUGAAAGUAGCAAACUGCACCAGGAAAGCGCACCCAACGGAGGACUCAUCUCCUGUUACGGUAAAGACAGCUCAGGGCUGACCGACUCGGAGUUGCCAUCAAACACUGACCCUGCAGGGAUGGACGGUAGCUACCUCAGCAUGAAGGAUUCAAUAGCAAAGGGUGCUCAGGAAAGGCAGAGCUCUGAGCUCGCCUCCCCCUUGGACAAAGGCGAGGGAGAGAGCAACAAGGGCAAGAAAAGGCGCAACCGCACAACCUUCACAAGCUAUCAGCUAGAAGAGCUGGAGAAAGUCUUCCAAAAGACGCACUACCCAGAUGUGUACGCCCGAGAGCAGUUGGCACUGAGGACUGACCUCACAGAAGCCAGAGUGCAGGUAUGGUUCCAAAAUCGCAGAGCCAAAUGGAGGAAGAGAGAACGCUUCGGGCAGAUGCAGCAGGUCCGGACACACUUCUCCACUGCCUAUGAGCUUCCACUUCUCACUCGGCCUGAGAACUACGCUCAGAUCCAAAACCCCUCAUGGAUAGGCAGCAGCACUGCCGCGUCCCCUGUUCCAGGCUGCGUCGUGCCGUGUGACUCGAUCACCUCCUGCAUGACCCCUCACCCCCAUGCAGCGAGUGGAGUGUCUGACUUCCUCGGAGUGCCCAGUCCUGGGGGUCACAUGGGACAAAGCCACAUGGGCAGUCUGUUCGGUAGUCCCGGCAUGAGCGCCGGCAUCAAUGGAUACGAUCUGAACAUGGACCCUGACCGAAAGUCAUCCAGCAUUGCCACCCUCCGCAUGAAAGCCAAAGAACACAGUGCAGCCAUUUCCUGGGCUACAUGA
Messenger RNA from Trichomycterus rosablanca, 1107 nucleotides. It is a transcript of the gene alx4a, whose product is annotated as ALX homeobox 4a. Gene Ontology annotation, molecular function: DNA-binding transcription activator activity, RNA polymerase II-specific; RNA polymerase II transcription regulatory region sequence-specific DNA binding. The transcript is spliced from 4 exons. The record is from RefSeq and is a predicted model, not a curated record. The coding region runs from base 1 to 1107 and encodes 368 amino acids. Gene Ontology annotation, biological process: regulation of transcription by RNA polymerase II. NCBI's taxonomy places the organism in Eukaryota, Metazoa, Chordata, Actinopteri, Siluriformes, Trichomycteridae.